Moneuplotes crassus is the source of this 411-nucleotide messenger RNA. The record is from the annotation of a GenBank genome assembly. Lineage: Eukaryota; Ciliophora; Spirotrichea; Euplotida; Euplotidae.
GCAUGGGGCUCAGACUGGAAAUGACUAUUAAGAAAAAGUUCAUAUGCGAUUACUGCAAGAAGACUUUUGUCAGUUCACGGUUUUUUAAGAAAAGCCAUUUUUGGAGCCUUGCACAUCAGGCUAAGCUGGGUAAGCAUUAUAGUAAGAUCUUGCAGAAAGAGAAGAAUAAGAGAAGUACAUGUGCACAUAAGGAAGUCUUUGGAACCUGCAAGUUUGGAUGGAGGUGUAAUGAGAGGUAUUGGACGGUCAAGGAUAAGCAAAGUCAAGCUAUUAUAGGACAGUGGUAUGAAGUGGAUCUUGAAGAAGAGUUAAAGCAGUUACAGAAUAUCAAACAAAACUUGCUGAAUAAGAGAAGAAACCAUGCCAAAAAAGACGAUAAUUAACAUAAAAAUUCAAAAUUUUCAACAUCCC